Messenger RNA from Aphidius gifuensis, 2937 nucleotides. RefSeq names its product 2-methoxy-6-polyprenyl-1,4-benzoquinol methylase, mitochondrial (gene Coq5). The transcript has 5 exons. Gene Ontology annotation, biological process: ubiquinone biosynthetic process. Lineage: Eukaryota; Metazoa; Arthropoda; Insecta; Hymenoptera; Braconidae. The record is from RefSeq and is a predicted model, not a curated record. Gene Ontology annotation, molecular function: methyltransferase activity. The coding region runs from base 123 to 995 and encodes 290 amino acids.
CAUUCCCCAAGAAAAAAAAAACAACAGCAUGUACACAACAUAAACAUAAACACAUCUCAAUGACAUGUUGAGAAAGAUUACUAUAACCCCAAAAAAAUAGAGCAACAACAACAAAACACAAAAUGAAGUUACUUGGUAAUUUUUUAAAAUUAAAUAAACAUUCAAAUAGAUUAUUUAGUGUAUCAAGAAUUAUUAAAAAUCAAACAAAUAUUAAUAAUGAUGAAAAAACAACUCACUUUGGUUAUCAAACAGUCAAAGAAAGUGACAAAGAAAAAAAAGUUUACAGUGUAUUUGAAAAAGUUGCUGAUUCUUAUGAUGUAAUGAAUGAUGCAAUGAGUCUUGGUAUUCAUAGAGUAUGGAAAGAUAUAUUUAUUCAAGAACUUGGUCCAACACAUGGUUGUAAAUUACUUGAUACAGCUGGUGGUACUGGUGAUAUAUCAUUUCGUUAUUUAAACUAUUUAAAUAAUAUUAAAAAUAUAAAAAAUAUAAAAAGUCAUGUAACUGUAUCUGAUAUUAAUGAAAAUAUGCUUGAUGUUGGUAAAAUAAGAGCUGAAAGACUUGGUUAUACUGUAGAAAAAGGAUAUGAUAUUAAUUGGUCACAACAAGAUGCUGAAAAAUUAACAUUUGAUGAUGAAUCAUAUACUGCAUUUACAAUUGCAUUUGGUAUUAGAAAUGUCACUCAUAUUGACAAGGUUCUUGCUGAAGCAUACAGAGUUUUACAACCAGGUGGAAGAUUUAUGUGUCUUGAAUUUAGUCAUCUAACAAAUGAUUCAUUGCAAUGGCUUUAUGAUAAAUAUUCCUUCCAAAUGAUACCUCCAAUGGGAAUGUUAAUUGCUGGACAAUGGGAACCUUAUCAAUAUCUCGUUGAAAGUAUCAGAAAAUUUCCAAAACAAGAACAUUUUAAGGAAAUGAUUGAAGAAGCUGGCUUUCGUCAUGUUACAUAUAAAAACUUGACAUUUGGAGUUGUUGCAAUACACUCUGGUUUUAAAAUAUAAAUAAAAUAAAAUUAUUGUAUUCAGAAUGAGACUGUAUUAAUGGUAUUUUUUUUCAUUAAUGAAAAUUAAAAUAUUCGAUAAAUACAGAUGAAGAGUCUAUCCAAGAAUUCACAUACAUUAAAAAUUUUAUACGGUCCCUAUAAUUUUUAUUUUUUGUUUUCAAGAUGUGUUUUAAUUUGAGUUUUAAAAAAAUGAAAAUAUUAAAAUUUGAUAUCGAGUUUUUCGAAUUGAUUAAUUUAUUGAAUAUAAAUUGAUAUUUACUUGAUCUUACCUGUUUUUAUUUAUCAAUAGAUAUCUAUUUUCAUCACACACUUUUUUUCAAUGAAAAUUUUAUUCUCAUUAACACACAUCUUGAAUUAUUAAUUUGGCUUUUAGGCCAAUUAGUAGACUAAUAAAAUGCAAAAUGCAACGAGUUUCUUUAUCAAUAAAAUUCAUGAAACUCGGCAUGAUCAUGAAUUAAUCAACAAUUAUUAAAAAAUUAAAUCCAGUCGAUUACAUUUAAAAUUGUUUCUUAUUAGAUGUUUUUUCUUUUUUUUUUUUUUUUCAUCUAUUAAACAAAGAUACAAUUAAAAUAAUUUAUCUAACAAAUAUUACUUGAUCUACGGCUCGUUGAUAUAUAAUAUUUUUUUUUUCUUUUCUUUUUAAAAUUGUGAUUAUAAUCAUACAAAAAAAAAAAAAGAAAAAAGACAAAUAUAAUUUAUAAACUUUCAGUUUCUUUUUUUUUUUUUUGUAAUAAUCUGAUUAUUUUUCUUUUUAAAAUUUUCUAUGUAUUUUUUUUUUUAUAUAGAUACAUCUGUGUAAAUAAUGUUUAUAUAAAUUAUUUGUGCAUUAGAGUUUUAUCGAACAUUUGAAAUUAUUUAUGAGCGAAUUUAAAAAACAAAAAAGAAGAAAAAGUUCGCUUUUUUUUUUGAGGACGGUCCUUGUCCUUUUUAUAAAUUUAAUAAAUAAUUUUGAAUAAAUUAUUAUAAACAAAAUAACAAUUGAUAUUUCAUAUUGAAUAUCAAAAUAUUAUUACAUCUAUUAAUUUGUGCAAAAGCAAAUGAAAAAAAAAAACCAAAUGCAAUUUUGUGUAAAUUUUUUUUUAGACAUUUUCAUUAAUCUUUAAUGGAACACUUGUUAUAAACCAAAUAAUAUCCAAAAAAAAGGCGAAGAUAUUUCAUAAAAUCCAAUCAAUGAAAUAUGAUCAAAAAAAAAAAAAACGGAAUUAAUUAUACCAGAUAAUUUAACCAUAAUAAUUGAUUGGUUCGUUCAUUAAUGGCGAUUUAAAAAAAAAUUAAUACAUCAAUUUUGUAUUUAUUACAUAAUAUUUAUUAAAUUAUUAUUCCCAAAAUAAAAUGAGAAUAAUAAUUCCAUCAUUGUAUCCGCUUUGUACAUAAGUCAAAUAUGAUUAUUAAUUAAUAAUAAUCGCCAACAUUGAACACAACCAUACAUACUUAAUAUUAAAACAAAAAUACAACAAAGUUAUUUUUUAAUUUUCUUUCUUUCAUUUUUUUUUUUUUUUUAAAUGAGAAAAAAAAAUGUAUAUUAUUCUUUUUAUCUAUCAAUGAAGUCCUUUCACAUAUUAAUCACAUAAUAAUUAAUAAUUAUUAAUUAUUCAUUUAUUUUUUCUACUUAAUUAAAUUUGUAGAAACUCGAUAAAACAAGUAAUCAUUAACAACAUCGAGACAAUGAUGAUUUUGUUUAUAUUAAUUAAAUAUGUUUGAUAUUUUUUUUUUUUAAACUAUGCUAAGAGGACUUCCAUAUCUUUUUUUUUUUUUUUUAUUUACUUUUUCAAAACAAUUAUUAUUAUUUUCUUUUAAAUAUAUAUAUAUAUCGGUUCACGCAGAGUUGGACAUGGUGAUGACAAGAUGGAAGGAGGAAUUAAGAGGGGAAAAUAGUUUUAAAUGUUGUGAAAAAAAAAAAAAUAAUAAUAAUAGAAAAAGAAUAAAAAUUAAAUAAACCA